Messenger RNA from Theileria equi strain WA, 891 nucleotides. Its product is annotated as phosphotyrosyl phosphatase activator, putative. Lineage: Eukaryota; Apicomplexa; Aconoidasida; Piroplasmida; Theileriidae. The record is from RefSeq and is a predicted model, not a curated record. Bases 1 to 891 code for a protein of 296 amino acids. Gene Ontology annotation, biological process: mitotic spindle organization. Gene Ontology annotation, cellular component: nucleus; protein phosphatase type 2A complex; cytoplasm. Gene Ontology annotation, molecular function: peptidyl-prolyl cis-trans isomerase activity; protein tyrosine phosphatase activator activity. The transcript has 6 exons.
AUGAAUUAUUCGGAUGCUGUCGUUGGCACACCUUCCAAGCCUAAUGUAGACGUAAUAACAUUCAUAAAACUACUGAAUGAGUCUGUACAAGGGCUAAAAGUAUCGGACGUAGACGUGAAUUCAGUAACAUCGCUUGACGAAAGAAAUGUAAUCUCAGAUCUCUAUUCCAUGCUUGAAGAAAUCAGCAAACUAACUGACAAACAUGAUCCUGAUCGGUAUAAAGAUUGUAGAUUUGGAAACAGGGCAUUCGGCCUAUGGCUAGAUGAAGUCACUUUGAUGUGCGACGAUCUAUUCAACAAAUAUCGCAUAAACAGCCUAAUUAACUCAGACAAUAACUGCCUUGAAACCCUAAAGAAUCACUUUCUUCAUUCGUUCGGCAAUAACAAGAGGAUAGAUUAUGGAACUGGACACGAACUAGAAUUUGUCUGUUUCUUAAAAGGCUUGUACAACUUAAAUGUGUUUAAAGGCAGUGAUUUGAAGGCACUUGUGUUAAUCGUAGUAAACAGAUACUUUGAACUUGUGAGAGUUUUGCUGGACCGCUACACAUUAGAACCAGCUGGUAGCAAGGGCGCCUGGGGAAUCGAUGACUAUCAGUUCCUUCCAUUCAUUUUCGGAUCUUCCCAGCUCAUGCUAUGCAGCGAAAUUCCACCGUCAAUGAGUGUUGAUUUGGCGUUUGUAAAGCAACAUAGGGACAAUUACAUGUUUAUGAGGGCUAUGGAAUACAAAAUUACGGUUCUAAAAAAUGUGCCACUGGAAAUUGGAUCACCAAUGAUACAUAAUAUAAUAACUUCAUGUACGUGGAACAAGAUUAACCAUGGUCUGCUUCAAUUGUACAUUAACGACGUAGAACGACUGAAUAGUAAGAAUAUCGUGAACACACAAUGCAAUUAA